CCCUUUCUCUCGCUUUCCCCGCCCCCUUCUCUCUCCUCCACGAAGAAAGUUAGACCCCAGGCCUGGUGGCGUGGUGCUGAUCGGACUGCGGGCUUGGCGGUGAGCGGUGAGCGGGGCGGAGCGCACGGCGCCGCCGCCGCAGCCUCAGGUGGCUGCCAAAGUUCCCGGCAGUCGGGCGCGAGCCCAGCCCGCGGUGGAGCUUUCCUCCUGUUCCUCGUGGACUGUAACCUCUCGGAGGGAUCCCACCAAACCAGCGGUACCGUCAGGAGACUGUAACUCAGGCUGGCUGCAGCUGCCAAAGCUCAGGUUCAGAGGUGGUGUUUGCAGCGGUCUCCACCCAAAGGAAAAAAAUCCUGCAAAUCUCCAGCUGCAAUCAUUGUUGCCCUUCCUGCAUACAAGCUCGACAUGGGAUCCAGAUACCAACAUUAUUUCUGAGUAACUCCGGAUGCUUCAGGCACCGCCCACCUUUCCUGCUCCCCAAGGACUGGGAGAGGGCGGGGCACAGGGACUCCCUGGUCACUGCAGCUUCUCAUUCUCCAUCCUUCCCCUGGAGGAAGAGCAAGCGGCGCUGAGGACGGCAGACUGGGUUGAGCUGCUUCUGUAAGAGGUGCAAAGGGUUAAUUGGAAUUCUUCAAAAUGUCAGGUGUGGUCCCCACAGCACCUGAGAAAUCUGCUGAUGAAAUGGAAAAUCAAAUAAAGUCACCUAAUCCACAGCCUGAUGCCCCUCCUGACUACAAUUCCCAUUUUGUACCAGGACCCCCUGGAGCAGCUGUCCCUCCACCUGUAGGCUACCCAGGAGGCUUCCCUGUGAGAUAUUAUAGUCUACAGCAGCCCAGUACCUUCCCCUAUGGCCAGCCAACUGGUGGCACCUACCCUAUCCAAUACCAGCCUGGAAAAUAUCCGGUGUCAUAUCAAUCUGCUCCAAUAACAUGGAUGCCAGGGUCAGCUCCAAUACCUGACUGCCCUCCUGGCCUGGAAUACUUAACCCAGUUGGACAACAUACAUGUUCUUCAGCAUUUUGAGCCUAUGGAAAUGAUGACGAGAUUGGAAACUAAUAAUAAAUAUGAUAUUAAAAACAACCUGGGCCAGAUGGUUUACGUUGUAAUUGAAGAUACAGACGACUUUUCCAGGAAUGCUUAUCGGACACUGAGGCCCUUCAUCCUCCGGGUCAUGGACUUCACGGGCCGAGAAAUCAUGACAAUGCAGAGGCCUUUCAGAUGCACCUGCUGUUGCUUCUGUUGUCCCUCCACCAGGCAAGAGCUGGAGGUGCAGUGUCCUCCCGGCGUCACCCUCGGCUUUGUUCUGGACCACUGGAACCUGUGCCGGGCGGUGUACAGCGUCCAGAACGAGAAGAAGGAAACUGUGUUGCGCAUACGUGGGCCGUGCUCCACCUAUGGCUGUGGUUCGGAUUCUGUGUUUGAGGUCACAUCCCUGGAUGGUGUCUCCAACAUCGGCAGUAUUAUUAGGAAGUGGAAUGGUUUGAUGUCAGCCAUGGGCGAUGCUGACCACUUUGACAUUCGCUUCCCAUUAGACCUGGAUGUGAAGAUGAAAGCCAUGAUUUUUGGAGCUUGCUUCCUCAUUGACUUCAUGUAUUUUGAAAGAUCUCCACCACAACGUUCAUCAAGAUAGAUGGACACCGCAAAUCACCACUGAUGGUUUUAAAAAAAAUUAGAAAGGUUGGAUUGGGCUUACAGUCAACCCUCAAUUAUUUGCAGAUAUAUUUACCUGCUUUUGCAGAUUAUUUUUAUUUGGUGUUAGCUUUGCCAUGUAAGCUGCAAGUAUAAGAACACAAUCUAAUGUGUGUUUCAAUUGAGUAUGUGUCUCAUUGUCUGCUUUGUAGAAUAGGAGUUCAUCCUGAAAAAGCUAUGACUCAUUAACCAAGUAAAUAUAGAUACAAAAUGAGCUUGAAAAUGCUUUAAUAUGAUAUAGGGGAAAUGAAUUCCAGAGCUCUCAUAUUAGUAGGUAAUGUUGAUCGACAUAGACUCUUACCAAAGACAGAUUUGAUUCAAGUUGAAAACAAUGAUACUCUUCAUCUUUAAAAAAGAAAAAAGAAGGUGAGCAGAAAUAUUAUAUUUUAUUGCACAAGGAACAUUUCACUUGUGCACAUGGAUCAAAGCCUCAUUUUGCAAAAUUCAUAAAAAAUUCAGUGGAAAACUUGAUUUUAUUAUAAAAUAAAACUUUUUAUCAUAA
Messenger RNA from Phyllostomus hastatus (greater spear-nosed bat), 2190 nucleotides. It is a transcript of the gene PLSCR4, whose product is annotated as phospholipid scramblase 4. Bases 637 to 1629 code for a protein of 330 amino acids. Gene Ontology annotation, cellular component: plasma membrane. Gene Ontology annotation, biological process: plasma membrane phospholipid scrambling. The transcript is spliced from 10 exons. Lineage: Eukaryota; Metazoa; Chordata; Mammalia; Chiroptera; Phyllostomidae. Gene Ontology annotation, molecular function: phospholipid scramblase activity. The record is from RefSeq and is a predicted model, not a curated record.